CUGAAUUUUACAUUACUGGUUCCAAAAAAAGUUAUUAGUUUCUAAAAUUGUUGGAUUGUUACGGUGCGAGAACCGUUUGUAAGUUUACAACUUUGAGAACAGUUGUUGCCAAGGACCGUCUAUCCACAUUUAGUACUAAAUUGCACUACAUUUGGUUGUUUAAAAUGGAUGUCGAAAAAUCUAGCAGCAGCUCCUUUGAAGAUCUAACCAAUGCCGAUGACACCAAGGAUAUCCGUGCAGCCCAAGCGGCAAUUAGCGACUUUGAAACAUCUGAAGCCGAUGUUCCAUCUGCAAAUAUUGACAGUCACGCUGAGGGCGCAACACAGGAGGACGAGUCGGACGACGAUAUCGAAUGCGAUAUUUUGGGUAACAAGCAGCUUAUAAAACGCAUCAUCAAAAAGGCACCAGCCAACGCGAAGCGUCCCAGUCGCGGUGAUCUAGUGACCAUUACCUAUACCGGAAAACUGGAGGAUGGCACCGUUGUCGAGAAGGAGGAGCGCUUCCAAUGCCAUGUUGGUGAUUUCGAGGUGGUCCAAGGGAUUGACAUGGUACUACCAAUGAUGCAUGUGGGCGAAGUUUCGCAGGUCAACGUCGAUCAACGCUUUGGCUACGGCACCAUUGGCCUGAAAACCGAGAACCCACCUGAAAUAAUUGUACCACCAAAUGCUAAUCUGGUUUACCAAGUAGAGCUAGUGGAUGUUAAGUUUGAAGACUUCUCAGACCUCAAGUCGUUUGAUGUUCUACGUAAAUAUGGCGCCAGAAAAAAAGAGCGCGCCAAUUAUUAUUAUAAGCGUGUAGAGUACAAUAAUGCCAUCCAUCUGUACAGGCGUGCACUUGACUAUUUGGAUAGUCGUGAUGGGGAUCCAGAUGCAGAGUUCGGCAAAGAAGAUCUAGAGCUGUCUAACAGUGACCUGCAGAGCCUCUUGGAGGAUCGACUGAUUGUUUAUAACAAUUUGGCAAUGGCUCAAAUUAAGGUCGGAGCAUAUGAUGCCGCAUUACAGUCCGUGGAGAAUGUAUUGCGUUGUCAGCCAAAUAAUCCAAAGGCUUUAUACCGCAAGGGCAGAGUGCUCGAGGGCAAGAAUGAUACGCAGGGGGCCAUUAAGCUGUUGCAGAAAGUGGCUACGUUGGAACCAGACAACCGAUCUGUACAAUCAGAUCUGGCCCGACUGUUUAUCAAAGCACGUCGCGACGAACACAACGAAAAGGAAAUGUAUCAGAAGAUGUUGGGCCAGGCUAAGAAAAUGGAACAGAAAAGUAAUAUUAGACAGAAGACGCCCUUGGUAGAUAACUCAAAAUUAAAGCUACUUGGCUUUUUGAUGGGUACCAUACUAAUUGGCGUCGCCGGAGUGGCCAUCUAUCGCUACAAGUACUAAGAGAGGGGUAUAAAUGCUGUUAUUUCAACCAUAGAGUAAUUUAAGCAAUUGAAAUGCAUUUUAAAAAUGGUAUAUAUUUAUUUAUAAAGCAAAAUUAUAAAUGUUGGAAACUAUUUGCUCACUUGUAAAGAUAUCCCUUUUGUUAUACAUAAA
Molecule: messenger RNA, 1526 nt
Organism: Drosophila virilis
Lineage: Eukaryota; Metazoa; Arthropoda; Insecta; Diptera; Drosophilidae
Gene: zda
Product: peptidyl-prolyl cis-trans isomerase zonda
Biological process (GO): protein folding; negative regulation of apoptotic process
Cellular component (GO): mitochondrial envelope; endomembrane system; cytosol
Molecular function (GO): peptidyl-prolyl cis-trans isomerase activity; protein folding chaperone; protein binding
Source: RefSeq, a predicted model, not a curated record